Messenger RNA from Helianthus annuus (common sunflower), 1005 nucleotides. Its product is annotated as 40S ribosomal protein S5. Gene Ontology annotation, cellular component: ribosome; cytosolic small ribosomal subunit. Lineage: Eukaryota; Viridiplantae; Streptophyta; Magnoliopsida; Asterales; Asteraceae. Gene Ontology annotation, biological process: ribosomal small subunit assembly; translation. The record is from RefSeq and is a predicted model, not a curated record. Gene Ontology annotation, molecular function: rRNA binding; mRNA binding; structural constituent of ribosome. Bases 170 to 784 code for a protein of 204 amino acids. The transcript has 5 exons.
ACAUCACCACAAGUUGGGCUAUUAAUCAAGCCCAAGCCCAAUACCCAAAAGCUCACCAUCCAUCCGUACUAUAUAAACAAAAACUAGGGUUUUCAUCACCCCUUCGUCUCCUCAAUCGAAAGUUUAGGUUUCAACCAGCAGCUUUCGAGAUUUGUUAGAACUGACGACAAUGGAGGUUGCACCAGUUGUCGAUGACGGAAAGGCUCGCAGCGAAGUCUUGCUGUUCAACCGGUGGACAUACGACGACGUUCAGGUUUCAGAUCUUUCCGUUGAAGAUUACAUCACCGCUACCGCUUCAAAGCACCCAAUCUACAUGCCUCACACUGCCGGAAGGUACCAAGCAAAGAGGUUCAGGAAGGCUCAAUGCCCAAUUGUCGAACGUUUAACCAACUCUCUCAUGAUGCACGGGCGAAACAACGGCAAGAAGUUGAUGGCGGUUCGUAUCGUCAAGCACGCCAUGGAGAUAAUCCAUCUGUUGACCGACUCUAACCCCAUUCAAAUCAUCGUUGAUGCCGUCAUCAACAGUGGACCAAGAGAAGAUGCAACUAGGAUCGGUUCUGCUGGUGUUGUCAGGCGUCAGGCCGUUGAUAUCUCACCUCUAAGACGUGUCAACCAGGCUAUCUAUCUUCUUACAACUGGUGCUCGCGAAAGUGCGUUUAGAAAUGUGAAGACCAUUGCUGAGUGUCUUGCAGAUGAGCUUAUCAAUGCUGCUAAGGGUUCUUCUAACAGCUAUGCAAUUAAGAAGAAAGACGAGAUUGAGAGAGUCGCCAAGGCCAAUCGUUGAGCUCGGGUUAUGGUUUUUAUUUCGGGCGAGUGUUAUUUGGGACUGCGGCAAGGAACGAUUAUGAAAACAAGUGUUUUAUCAUGGAUUUUUAAUUAGUUAUUUCAUUUUAUGUACUUGUUUUUGGUACCUUGAGUCCUUUUUUUAUGAUUGAUCAAAUACUAAAUGUUAUGUUAAAAAGAUUUUGUUAUAAUGGUUUUUUUCUGCAUUGGAUCACAUUUAAA